CGAUAAAUUCUCAUUGGGGACUUAGGUAUCUGCUCUAUCAGCAUUCAGCAUUCAACUCUCAUUUAGCUAGGCGCGUCUUCUCCAAACCCCGAGUUAUUUCGCGUCAAGGUUCCUUACCGAAGGCGAAUGAAAGCUUGGAUUGGUCUUUUUGUUUAUAAUUUCUAUAUAUAUUUUGAACCCUCAAUGCAUUUUAUGAAUCAUUUUGGUUCCCUUCUCGUACCACACCCGACGCCAUAAUGGUAGAAUGUCCAAUUUGUACCAAGCAAGUCCAAUCCGCUAAAAUCAACGAUCAUAUCGAUUCAGGAUGCCAAACCUUCCUUAUUGACACCUCUGCCACCUCGACCACUUCGUCCUCAUCUCAGAUACCUUCCGCUACCCAAUCAAAUGGUACCUCGUCUUCGUCGCAGAAGCGACCGGCGUCCAGCUUCUUCCAUACCCCUUCCGCCAAAAGACAAUUGACACCCGUCAAAGCCAGCACUUCCUCGAUUAACAAUGUUAAUGGGACAGGUGGAGGAACGAAGCUAAAUGGCGGGGUUAAGCGUUCCUUCGACGAAGGCCCCGGAGAAGAUUUGCCUAUGCAAGAUGCAGAGACCAGGGCAGAAGAGGUAGCGCCGGUCGAGACUGGCCGGGUAUUGAAAAGGACGAAGACACUUAGAGCAGCUCCCCUGGCUGAGCGCAUGCGGCCUAAGAACCUCGAUGAAGUCUUUGGACAGGAUCUCGUCGGCCCACACGGUGUUUUGCGAUCACUAAUAGAAUCCGACCGGGUACCGUCAAUGAUAUUAUGGGGUGCAUCUGGUACAGGCAAAACUACAAUUGCGCGUUGUAUAUCAAAUAUGGUUGGCUCUCGUUUCGUUGAGAUGAACGCUACAAGCUCUGGCGUGGCAGAAUGCAAGAAGAUAUUCAACGACGCGGCGAACGAGUUGGCAUUGACUGGAAGGAAGACGAUAAUAUUCUGCGACGAAAUACACCGUUUCUCUAAAUCCCAGCAGGACGUAUUUCUUAAACCUGUCGAAGCGGGCACGAUAACGCUCAUCGGCGCCACGACGGAGAACCCAAGCUUCAAAGUCGUCAACGCGCUUCUAUCAAGAUGUCGAACUUUUACACUACAGAAGCUAACGACAACAGACAUCCAGCUCAUCUUGUCACGAGCAUUACAAGCUGAGGUUUCGGCUACUUCAUCGCCGCUUUCUCCUCUCCUUGAUGAAGAACUUAUGAGCUAUCUUGCCAAUUUUGCCGAUGGCGACGCGCGGACAGCACUCAACCUACUAGAGCUGGCCAUGUCUUUAGCGAAUAGAGAGGGUAUGACAAAGGAAACAAUUAAGCAAUCGCUUACCAAGACUUUGGUAUACGAUCGAGCUGGCGAUCAACAUUACGAUACGAUCUCUGCAUUCCACAAGUCCGUCCGCGGUUCUGACCCAGACGCUGCGCUAUAUUAUCUAGCUCGCAUGCUUCAGUCGGGCGAAGAUCCCUUGUUUAUAGCUCGGCGAAUGGUUGUGAUAGCAUCCGAAGACGUUGGGUUAGCAGAUAAUUCACUUCUGAAUCUUGCAACCUCAACAUACACCGCAACGCAACAGAUCGGCAUGCCGGAAGCCCGUAUACCUUUAGCCCAUUGCGCCGUAGCGCUCUCUCUUGCGCCCAAGAGCACACGUGCUUACAGAGGAUUGAAUAACGCCUUUGCGGCUCUCAAAGAACCCGGGGUAGCGUCUUUACCGGUGCCGAUCCAUCUACGGAACGCGCCGACAAGGUUGAUGCGGGAGCUCGGCUAUGGAAGAGAGUAUAAGUAUAACCCCAACUAUAAAGACGGCAAAGUGAAGCAAGACUAUCUUCCUGAUGCGCUGAUUGGGCGCUCGUUUUUGGAAGACCGAGAUUUAGGUACUGAGAUCGAUCCAGACCUGGUUGUGGAUGACUCUUGAUUUCCGGAGUAUAAAACAGAUGUAUAUAAUCCCUUUUUCGGGACUUGAAUACAAGGUAUCAUGGGCUUAAGUAGUAUAUGGCGAGUUCGAUACAUUAGGAAGACCUCAAAAUUGAGGGAACAGGAAGAUAGAAAAUGCCUCAAAAGACGAUGCAAAAGCGGUGGCAGCAACAGGAUAUCCGCCUAUGUAAUUAUGGCAUCGUCCAUGAAUGAGUGUAUUUAAACACUUGUAAAUACACAUUCAGAAAACCAAAUAAAACUAGUACUCC
Daldinia caldariorum is the source of this 2181-nucleotide messenger RNA. Its product is annotated as P-loop containing nucleoside triphosphate hydrolase protein. Gene Ontology annotation, molecular function: single-stranded DNA helicase activity; ATP hydrolysis activity; DNA binding. Bases 237 to 1913 code for a protein of 558 amino acids. Gene Ontology annotation, biological process: DNA repair; regulation of DNA repair; DNA-templated DNA replication. The record is from RefSeq and is a predicted model, not a curated record. Gene Ontology annotation, cellular component: nucleus. The transcript has a single exon. Lineage: Eukaryota; Fungi; Ascomycota; Sordariomycetes; Xylariales; Hypoxylaceae.